Bipolaris maydis ATCC 48331 is the source of this 870-nucleotide messenger RNA. RefSeq lists its product as uncharacterized. NCBI's taxonomy places the organism in Eukaryota, Fungi, Ascomycota, Dothideomycetes, Pleosporales, Pleosporaceae. The record is from RefSeq and is a predicted model, not a curated record.
AUGGAUCUCGCAAAAGUCGCGGACGAAACCAAGGCCGUCCUCCCAGACAUCCUAGCAGACAUUCCCAACUUCGACGCAACCAAAUCCUCCCUCAACAAGCUCGAUGACACAGAUGCACUCUCCCCUGCAGACUGUCCCGGUUUCAAAUCCAAAGCGAGCAUAAAAGUCCUAGACAUGGACUCCUUCGACGCAGCCCUGCACCUCGAUCCCACCUACACCGUCCAAAAACACCUAACCUCCUCACCUCCCAACUCCGUCCUCGUCCUCAACCUUGCCUCGGAGCGCUCCCCCGGUGGCGGCUGGCAAAAAGGCGCCCUAGCCCAAGAAGAAUGCCUCUGCUACCGCUCCUCCCUCUCCCUCUCCCUCUCCCGCUCUUUCUACCCCCUUCCCACCCUUUCCGCAAUCUACACCCCAAACGUCGUCCUCUUCCGCGAUUCCAUGCCAAAUGGACAUGCCCUUUUCCCCACUGCGCAGUUGCAGGAUGCGUCGAGUCUACCAGCGGUAUCCGUUGUUAGCGCUGCUGCGCUGCGGAAGCCCGCGUUGUCGGACGACAAAGCGACGUUUAAGCAAUUGGGUGCUAGGGCGGCUACGAAGAGGAAGAUUAGACUUGUACUCCGGAUAGCGGCGCGGAACGGACACAGUAGACUGGUCCUGGGUGCGCUGGGUUGCGGUGUUUUUGCCAAUCCGGCUGAAGACGUCGCACAGUGUUUUGCAGAGGUGUUUGAUGAGGCUGAGUUUCAGGGUGGCUGGUGGGAAGAGGUUGUAUUUGCUGUGUUGGACAAUGUUAGUAGUGCGAGUGGGGAGGGGGGCCAAAAUGGAAGCGGGAAUUUUGGCAUGUUCUAUAGGGGGCUGCACGGGAAGGUGGUUUGA